UCUAUUUUUGGACAGGAAUUUGUUUUUCCAAUGAAAUUUUUUAGAUAAAUUAAUUUUUAUCCUGUUUUCUUUUGUAGGUUCCUGAAAUGUCCCUCAUUAAUACCUUCAUUAACCUUAAGCAGCAGAUAUUGUCUGUAGAGUCACCCCGUUGCAGAAAGAAAUUACAGAUCAAACUAGACUCUAAUUCUUCUUUUUUUGAGAAAGAAGAGUUUCAUUUGCAUAAUCAAAGAUACGAAGUCCAAUGUUAUGAAAACGAAAUAAAUCAAUGGUUUAGUAAUGCUGUUCGUCAACCUUGCACUUUAGGGCGGUGUUGCCAGUCCGAGUAUUGCUGCUCUUCGAAGAAGAACAGAAGUGUGGGUAUGUGCAGAGAUGUCAACAGCAGGGUGAAUUUUGCAAACGAAGCUCAGUUCUUAUUGAUUUCCGAGGAAAGUGUAUCUGACCUCAACAAUAGACUAUCCUCGAGUAUGAUUUUCAAUGAACUCUUUUAUUAUCAUGCAAGAAGCUGAAAUUGGCAUUCGGUUUAGAUUCUUCAUGGUUUUAGUGAAUUCUCUAAAUUUGCUCUCAGUUUUAUUAGAUAUGUUAUUUUAAUAUUUUUCUAUGUUCUUUAAAGUGAUAAAUUACAUCCAC
Molecule: messenger RNA, 627 nt
Organism: Hibiscus syriacus
Lineage: Eukaryota; Viridiplantae; Streptophyta; Magnoliopsida; Malvales; Malvaceae
Product: molybdenum cofactor sulfurase-like
Exons: 2
Coding region: 87-506 (139 amino acids)
Source: RefSeq, a predicted model, not a curated record